Miscanthus lutarioriparius is the source of this 678-nucleotide messenger RNA. The record is from the annotation of a GenBank genome assembly. NCBI's taxonomy places the organism in Eukaryota, Viridiplantae, Streptophyta, Magnoliopsida, Poales, Poaceae.
AUGAGCCGCAGCCUCGGGAUCCCGGUGAAGCUGCUGCACGAGGCGGCGGGCCACGUCGUCACGGUCGAGCUCAAGACCGGCGAGGUCUACCGCGGCUCCAUGGUCGAGUGCGAGGACAACUGGAACUGCCAGCUCGAAAACAUCACCUUCACGGCAAAGGACGGCAAGGUGUCGCAGCUGGAGCACGUCUUCAUCAGAGGGAGCAGGGUCAGGUUCAUGAUCAUACCCGACAUGCUCAAGAACGCCCCGAUGUUCAAGCGCCUCGAGGCCAGGAUUAGGGGUAAAGGCUCAGCUGUUGGUGUCGGCCGAGGCCGCGCGGUUGCCAUGCGUGCUAGGGCUGCUGCUGGUCGUGGCGGUGGUCCUGUUGGACGAGGUGGUGCACCCCCUGUGAGGAGGAGCGGCAUAAUUAGCUUUGCUAGUGAAGACCUUUGGGGGUACCCAGAUCAAGCUCAGUUACAAAUGUGCCUCUCCUUGCCUAUACCCGUCUCGUCUGCUAAAGCUUUGUUAUUUGGCCUGGGAACAUUUGCUUCCCAAGCUCACUGCAAGACCAAUUUCCGUUUACCUCAUCCUAGUCCACACGCAGCAAAAGCAACCACAGCGCGCAAGGAACUUAUCCAAGGAUUACUGUGGCAGAAUGAAUGCUACAUAGAAUGUUUCCACUCAGAUGUUAAAAUCUGA